Messenger RNA from Homarus americanus (American lobster), 3043 nucleotides. Its product is annotated as xaa-Pro aminopeptidase 1-like. The coding region runs from base 213 to 2054 and encodes 613 amino acids. Gene Ontology annotation, molecular function: metalloaminopeptidase activity. The record is from RefSeq and is a predicted model, not a curated record. The transcript is spliced from 13 exons. NCBI's taxonomy places the organism in Eukaryota, Metazoa, Arthropoda, Malacostraca, Decapoda, Nephropidae.
UAUUUCUAUUAUAAUUUCACAGAUGAUGAAUUUUACCGUCAUCCGGCGGGCCACACCUGACCAUCCCAAGGGCCACAUUUGGCCCGCGGGCCAUGAGUUUGACACCCCUGUGCAGGACGCUAGCAUACUAGACAAUCAGAUGAGAGAGCAAGUUUGAGUGACUUGAUACAGAGAGGAUCAUUGUUUGUGCAGUUCCCACCACAGUUAAGGUGAUGAUGCCUCCCAAAAGUACGACUUACUUACUGAAGCAACUUCGCUUACUGAUGAAGAACACGACCUAUGUUCCAAAAGCUCUACAUGCUUAUAUCAUUCCCUCAGGAGAUGCACAUCAGAGUGAGUACAUAGCAUCGUGUGAUCAACGUCGAGCUUUUAUCUCCGGAUUUACUGGAUCAGCCGGAACAGCUAUUGUCACUGAUACUGGUGCUGCACUCUGGACUGAUGGCCGCUAUUAUCUACAAGCAAGUCAAGAAAUGGAUGAGAAUUGGACACUAAUGAAACAAGGAUUGCCAAAGACUCCAAGUGAAGCCAAAUGGUUAAACAAGACAUUAGAUGUUGGGUCGGUUGUUGGCGUUGACCCUUAUCUACUUGAGUCAGAGUGGUGGCGGGACUUUGCCAGGGAGCUACAGGGAGGUGGACAUUCCAUUAUUCCUGUACCAGAAAACCUCAUUGAUAUAAUAUGGAAUGAACGGCCGCCUCGUCCAGCCAAGUCUGUUGUUCCACUUGAGGUAAAAUACACUGGACUGAGUCAUACAGAGAAAGUGAAACAGAUCAGAGAAGACCUUGUAGAAGAGAAUGCCUCCAUGCUUAUCAUCACUGCUCUUGACGAAGUUGCUUAUUUGUAUAACCUGAGGGGAUCAGACAUUGAAUACAAUCCAGUGUUUUUUUCAUAUGCUGCACUGACUCAGAAUGAAGCUUUUUUAUUCAUCAAUAAAGGUCAGCUAACUUCAGCUGCAAGGGAAUCUCUGCAAGAAAAAGAAGUCAAAGUAAUUAUUAAGCCAUAUGAGGAUCUUCCUAAGUUUAUUGAUGAACAGGUGCCUCUGCAGUCAGGAAAAAUUUGGGUUUCCAACCAUGCCUCUCAUGCAGUAACUCAAAUGAUCCCAGAAGAGAAAAGGUUGUCCAAACUUUCACCAGUGGCUGUAAGGAAAGCCAUCAAAAACUCUACGGAGAUUAAAGGAAUGGAGGAAUGCCACAUCCGAGAUGCAUCAGCUCUGUGUCGCUACUUUUCUUGGCUUGAGAAGGAGGCCAUCAAAGGUACUCAGACUGAAAUCUCAGGUGCUGAUCAACUGCAGAAGUACAGAGAGGAACUGGAAGACUUUGUUGGAUUGAGCUUCUCAACAAUAUCUUCAGUAGGACCAAAUGCCUCCAUAAUUCACUACUCUCCUUCUCCUGAAACUGACCGCAUUGUUACUACUGAUGAUAUCUAUCUCUGUGACUCUGGUGGACAGUACAAGGAUGGGACAACAGAUGUCACUCGUACGCUAUAUUUUGGGACCCCUUCCAAGUUCAUGCAGGAAUGCUACACUAGAGUUCUGAAGGGAGUGAUAAGCAUGGCAACUUGCAUCUUCCCCACAAAGAUCAAGGGAAACUGCUUGGACACACUUGCUCGAAAAUCACUUUGGGAUAUCGGCCUAGACUAUGGCCAUGGCACUGGUCAUGGAAUAGGAAUGUACCUCAAUGUUCAUGAGGGCCCAAUGGGAGUGUCAUGGCGCUCUUAUCCUGAUGAUCCAGGCCUUCAAGAAGGCAUGUUCCUUUCAGAUGAACCUGGAUAUUACGAUGACGGGAAGUUUGGUAUCCGCAUUGAAAAUAUUGUAAGGAUUGAGAAGGCAGAGACUCGAUACAACCACCGGGACCGAGGCUUCCUCACCUUCAAGACUGUUACUCUAGUACCCAUCCAGACCAAGCUCAUUGAUCCAUCACUGAUGACACAGAAAGAGAUCAGUUGGCUUAAUGAUUAUCACGCUGAAUGUCGGGAAAAAGUGGGAAAGCUCUUACUUCAGGAAGGACACAAGGAUGCCUAUGAUUGGCUUGUUCGGGAAACUGAGCCCAUUGGUUAGUUACUGUACUGUAGUGUUCAAUGAGCUGGAACUCAAAAGAAGUGAAGAAUGGAAUUAAAUUGUUUUGUAAAAUCUUUUAUAGAGAAGACCAAAAUUCAAUGUACAGUAUUUGUAUCCAUUAAUUGCUAGAUGAUUUACUUCUGAAUACAAUUAAACCUUGAUUAUGUGGGCUGUAUCGGGCUGACCCUUUUCUGCAGAAGUUAGAAAAAUAAAUUAGCUGGGGAGAAGUUAUGGUAGUCAUAACUUGUACAAAGAUGUCUAAUGUAAAAACACAAAUUCUAGUGCCUGUACUCACAAAGUGAAAAUGCUGUGUUAUGUGGUGAGUAGCAGAGCUGUGGUGAGGCCUGGUAACAGCACAAGUUGUUGGUGUACCGGUGCCAGAUCUUUACUGUACUUUUAUACUUUACACAGUUAAUUAGUUAGCCAUUAUACCUAACCCUAAACUCUAAUUUUGAUACACAACUGCUAUACUUUUCUUACUGAGUGGUAAAUAAGCUCUUCAUAAUGUAAUGGAAUGCAGUAACUCUUUUCUAUCUUUUCAGUAUGUAUAGCUGUCCCUAGUACGGUUAUACGUCUGUUUUAAUCAUUUUCAGAAUCAAAAGUAAACACCACCUUCACCUCCCAAAUGCUGUUCUCAUACACCCACUAAGCCAUCAGUCUUGACCUAGGAGACCAUACAGUACUCUGCUUUACUAGCCAGGACUAGUCUUAAAGUUAAUCUGUUCACUCCUACUGCAUUAAUUACAGUGAAAAGGGAAGUAGAAGCAAAGGUUUAUUGUCUCUCUAUGUAUUUGUUGUCGUGUGUAUGACUAAUAAUUUUAAUAUAAAAAAUGUAAAAAAUUUUGAAGAGCACAACUUUAGUGAUACAGGUUGACAAUCCCUUAUCCGAAACCCUUGAGGCCAGAGGCAUUUCGGAUUUCGGAAUUUUUUGGUUUUCUGAAUGGUUAGUUUUUUUAGCCCACCCAGGCAUAGAUCACUGACCCACAUUG